Messenger RNA from Chenopodium quinoa (quinoa), 456 nucleotides. RefSeq lists its product as uncharacterized. Lineage: Eukaryota; Viridiplantae; Streptophyta; Magnoliopsida; Caryophyllales; Amaranthaceae. The record is from RefSeq and is a predicted model, not a curated record. The transcript has 3 exons. The coding region runs from base 1 to 456 and encodes 151 amino acids.
AUGAGUACAGUGAGAUCCUUACAGGCAGUAGUAGCUAUUGAGAAUUGGGUAAUGUGGCAAAUGGAUGUGAAAAAUGCCUUCUUGCAUGGUGACUUGGAGGAGGAUGUGUACAUGACCAUGCCUUCUAGAUAUACUGUGUAUGUUGAUGACUUACUGCUAGCAGGGAAUGAUAAGUCACUUCUCACUGAGAGAGCCAAACCUAUCAAGAUACUUAUUGAUCCACACUUGAAGUUAACAGCAAAAAAUGGUGAUUUGCUGCCCAAUGUAACUGAGUAUCAAAGACUGAUUGGAAGAUUAAUAUACCUGGGGCUAACAAGACCUGAUAUCACCUAUGUAGUAAACACUAUGAGCCAAUUCAUGCAACAUCCCACUUCAGUGCAUAUGCAAGCAACAAAAAGAAUUUUGAGAUAUCUGAAACUAGCUCCUGGUCAAGGCAUACUGCUAGCAUCUAACUAA